AUCAGACGACUAGUAAAACAAUAUCCCUAGAAUUCUCCCAUUUCUAUCUUGGAACUAGAAUAUACCGAGAUUUCAGAGUAUUUCGUAUUUCCAAAAGAGAUCUGUAGUCAAACAUGGAGAACCGUUCCAUCUCGAAGAAGAGGAAGUUUGUGGGAGACGGCGUAUUCAGGGCCGAGCUGAACGAGUUCCUGACGCGCGAGCUCGCCGAGGACGGCUACUCGGGCGUGGAGGUCCGCGUUACGCCGAACCGGACGGAAAUCAUUUUACUGGCCACCCACACGCAGAGCGUGCUCGGCGAGAAGGGCCGCAGGAUCAGGGAGCUCACGUCUGUGGUGCAGAAACGUUUCAACUUCAAAGACCAGAAUGUCGAGUUGUACGCCGAGAAGGUCGCCACGCGUGGUUUGUGCGCCAUCGCACAGGCAGAGUCCCUUAGGUACAAACUGAUCGGAGGUCUCGCUGUGCGAAGGGCGUGUUACGGAGUCCUGCGUUUCAUCAUGGAGUCAGGGGCCAAGGGCUGCGAGGUGGUCGUCAGCGGUAAACUACGUGGUCAGAGAGCGAAAUCCAUGAAAUUUGUUGACGGACUCAUGAUACAUUCGGGCGAACCGACCAAUGAAUACGUCAAUACCGCCACCCGGCACGUGCUUCUACGGCAAGGGGUGUUGGGAAUCAAGGUUAAAAUCAUGCUUCCGUGGGACCCGAACGGCAAGAGCGGCCCGAAGAAGCCUCUCCCGGAUUAUGUAUCCAUCGUGGAACCGAAGGAAGAGGUGGCCCCGUCCGUGCCGAUUUCCGAGGUGAAGCCGUCCAGAGACAUGCCUCAACCCGCUCCUCUCGCCGUGUAACUCAUUAUUUGAAAUACAUUUAAAAGAAAACACGAAA
Molecule: messenger RNA, 876 nt
Organism: Vollenhovia emeryi
Lineage: Eukaryota; Metazoa; Arthropoda; Insecta; Hymenoptera; Formicidae
Product: 40S ribosomal protein S3-like
Exons: 5
Coding region: 114-839 (241 amino acids)
Biological process (GO): positive regulation of apoptotic signaling pathway; translation
Cellular component (GO): nucleus; cytosolic small ribosomal subunit
Molecular function (GO): structural constituent of ribosome; RNA binding
Source: RefSeq, a predicted model, not a curated record